UAGUUUACGCGCAGAAGGAAAGAGAAGAAGUCGAAGGAUGGCUGCUCCAAAAGGAAAAGGUUUUAUGGGUCAUGGACCGAAUACCAUCGACCAGAAGUUUGCUGAAAGACUAUUUAAACAUAGUCGUGAAAGAGUUCCAGAGUAUUCACGGCUUCAUCCUGUUGUUCCACGCUUGUACACACAAGAAUGGAAGACUGACAUGAAAAAUAGAGAUCUUAUUGUCAAGAAUGCAGAGCUAGGAGGUAUUCCUCAUUAUGAACAUGAUGAGAAUCUAUUUCUGGACAAGCGGGAACAAAUGCAUUACAAUGUGGAGGAUCGCACUAGGGUCGAAUCCAAGUAUCCCCAUAUGGAUAGAGUCACACUUCUCCGGCCAAACUUCCAUCACGAGACCUCCAAAUACCAGAGCGAACUGAUGUUCCGCAGAGAUGAAGAUUACGUGGAAACUUCGUAAAUGAUCUGCCGAUUCACAAUAUUGUUCGAUUUUUCAAUUGUAUACACAUUUAUUGAGAGCCACUUAUUUUAUUUAUUAAUUUUGUUUUAAUUGUAAAUAUUAGAUGCAUCAUGAGUAAAAUUUUAUUUAGUAGAAAUUUUAUUUUUUGCCAAUGCUGGGUUUUGGUGCUUGUCUAGUCUUAGAAUCUACACAGCCACCCAAAAAUGUGAAGCUGGUGUCGAUAUAACAAUCAUAUCAGUUUAGAGUAUUAAAACUAACAGUAGGGUAACUGUAAAAAUAAUAUGGUUUGAAUCAUGUUUGCUUACAAUCAGUUAUUGCUUAGACUUUGAUGGUACGUUUCACAAGUUUAUGUCUUGCAUUUCAGUAUUAGUUGUUAUCAUUUAUUUAAUGACAAAAAUAGUAGCCUAUAUCAGUAUUCCAUUGUUAUUUUGAAGUGCUCAAUAUAAUUUUUUUUUUCACUAAUUUUUAUGGAAAAUGGAUUGUUGCAGUAACUUUAAGUUUUAAUAAAUAUAAAAUAUUUCAACAAACUAUUUUGUAUAUCUACAUGUAGAAUGUUUAUGUUUGUUUUUGCUGUGAUAUUGUUUAACAUAUAUAUGUUUACAUAUGUUUUAAGUUCAGUAUUACUGUUCAAUUUUUACAGAGCUUUUAUUUCUAUUGCUGUGUAUUGUCAAACUAAUUUUUAAGUUUAAGUUUAAAGCUUGAUUGGUGUCUAAUAUUUUGGAGAAGAAAAUUCUUUUACUUGUUUUUUAACAAACAGCCUGUUUGGAACAUACUAUAUAUGUUUGGCUUUAUAUGGAGAAAUUUUCUAAUUCGUAAAAUAGAAUACCCGGUAAUUUUUCUACAGUUCUCUUAACUUUUUAAAACUUUUAAAAUUCAAUAUGCUGAAAAUAUUUGUGUUUGUUUGAAACAAGCCAAGAGAGCAAACAGGCAUCUCACAAACUGUCUUUCAAUUUUUGGAUUUUCGGGUUUUAUAGACUCUUUUCCCUUUCAUUUUAACCGAUUUCUAUUUUUGAUAUGUUUUGAUCCUUUUCUUAGAUACGUUCAUUUGUUACGUCAUCUCUCGUAUACAAGUGCUCAAUGGCAAUAAAUGUUUAAGCACAAAAAAUA
Messenger RNA from Saccostrea cuccullata (small rock oyster), 1558 nucleotides. Its product is annotated as sperm-associated microtubule inner protein 10-like. The record is from RefSeq and is a predicted model, not a curated record. The coding region runs from base 38 to 451 and encodes 137 amino acids. The transcript has 3 exons. NCBI's taxonomy places the organism in Eukaryota, Metazoa, Mollusca, Bivalvia, Ostreida, Ostreidae.